AUGAACCUCGGCGGUGGCGGCGUUGGUGGAGGAGGCGAAGGAGGGGGUGGUGGAGGCCGUGGUGGCGGCGGAGACGGUGGUGGAGGUGGUGGGGACACUGGUGGACUGCAAUCAUCCUCUGGCGGGGAAGAAAUAUCAGGAAGUGGUAGUGGCGGUGGCGUAGAAGGCGGAGGAGGAGGAAAAAGAGGAAAAAGGGGUGGAAAUUGGUCUCCGCCGCUGCAUGAGGUGCCGCAAGGACAUGAUCCACACUUGAUGAAUCCUGUGUCUGGUGGUGGCUGGGAAAUCACUGAAGAAGAAAAUGAAAAAAUGAAGCACAAAAGGAGUAGUAUUAUUGUUGGAGAGACCAUUGUGUUAGUACAUGGAAUAAUUGGAAUUUGGAUCGUUUGA
Messenger RNA from Arachis duranensis, 387 nucleotides. RefSeq lists its product as uncharacterized. The record is from RefSeq and is a predicted model, not a curated record. The coding region runs from base 1 to 387 and encodes 128 amino acids. Lineage: Eukaryota; Viridiplantae; Streptophyta; Magnoliopsida; Fabales; Fabaceae. The transcript has a single exon.